AGUUGAGUCUUAAAAAAACCAACUUAUAACCUCUUAAAGAACAGAAACAAAGUAAAGCUAGUUUCUAACAAAUUUAUUAGAUGAAAAAAAACAUAAUAUACUUGAGGAACAAGAUAAAAAAAACAACAUAGAAGAGUAAUAAGAAGAUGAAGAAGAAGAUGAAGAAGAAGAGGAAGAUGAAGAAGAUAUAUAAAUAUUAAAAGCCGCUGAUAAAAACGAAUAUUUUAUAGGAAAUAAAUAAACUUUAUAAAAAAUAUCUGAUAAUAUACCUUUAAAUAAUAAUAAUAAAUAAGAAGAAAGAAUAAAAGAUGCACAUAAAGCAGGAGGGAAAAUAUGUCCUGAUGAAGGAAUAGUUAAUAAUACAAGAAAUGUUGGUAAAUUUAUAAUUAAAGAAAUUGGUAGAAAAAUUAUUUCAGGAGACUUUAAUCUUACAUAAGUCAGUUUUCCUAUAAAAGCUAUGAUCCCUAAAAGUGCCCUUUAAACAAUACUUUUAGGGUCUUGUCUUUUUCCCGUUUAUAUAAAUAAAGCUGCUAAUAUUAAUGAUCUAGUGGAGAGAUUUUAAAUUAAUUAUUACAGCCACUUUUGCUAAUUUUCCUGUUGCCAAUACUUUCUUAAAGCCUCUUAAUCCAAUUUUGGGUGAAACUCUAUAAGGAAGCUAUAUUGAUGGAACUAAAUUGUAUGCUGAAUAAAUUUCUCAUCAUCCUCCUGUCUCAUAUUUUCUUGUUACAGGUCCUAAUAAUUUUUAUAAAUUUUAUGGAUAUUAUUUAUAUGAAGCUAAAGCUGGCUGGAAUUCUUUAACUCUGAAAAAUAAAGGAAAAAGAUGUCUUAUUUUUAAAGAUGGAUAAACUAUUAAAUAUAAUUUUGGUUAUGAAUAUUAUAGUGGGACAUUUAUGGGAACUAUGAAAACUGAAACUUUAGGUUCUAUUGAAUUUACGGAUGUUUAAAAUAAAAUAUCAGCAAUAAUUAAUAUAGGAAAAGUAAAAAAAAACCUUCAGAUUAUAUAUCAGGAGAAAUUAAAGUUAAUGGCAAAACAGUUUCUAAUUGCUAUGGAUCAUAUUUAGGUUUCAUUGAAUUUGAU
Messenger RNA from Ichthyophthirius multifiliis, 1078 nucleotides. Its product is annotated as oxysterol binding, putative. Lineage: Eukaryota; Ciliophora; Oligohymenophorea; Hymenostomatida. The annotation marks the transcript as partial. The transcript is spliced from 2 exons. The record is from RefSeq and is a predicted model, not a curated record.